Molecule: messenger RNA, 983 nt
Organism: Sorghum bicolor (sorghum)
Lineage: Eukaryota; Viridiplantae; Streptophyta; Magnoliopsida; Poales; Poaceae
Product: protein GLUTAMINE DUMPER 4
Exons: 1
Coding region: 205-813 (202 amino acids)
Biological process (GO): regulation of amino acid export
Source: RefSeq, a predicted model, not a curated record
AGGACCUGAGCAAAGUACAAGCACUGCCUCAUACUGCCAUUUAGUAUUUAUUUUCCAUCCCCAAGCCAACGACGAACACCCUGCUCUGUUCCUGUUCCAGACAAGAGAAACGCGAGCGAGGCCGGCAGCAACAGAGACACUGCUACCGACUACCGAGGCGGGUGUCACCGGCAGUGGCAUGCCCUGAGAGACCACGGAAACCACAUGUGGCCUGCAGGCGCGGAGCACCCGAUGGGCAUGGGCCACGGGCCAGCGGCGCCGUCGCCGAGGCCGAGCACGACGGCGACGCACUCGGCGUCGGCGUGGCAGUCGCCGGUGCCGUACCUCUUCGGCGGGCUGGCGGCCAUGCUGGGGCUCAUCGCGCUGUCGCUCCUGGCGCUGGCCUGCUCCUACUGGAAGCUGUCGGGGAGCAUCCUGGCCGCGGGGGAGCCGGACGACGACGACCUGGAACGCCGGGCCGCUGGCGCGGGCGCCGGCGACGGGAAGGCCGCGGCGGCCGGCAAGGCGGACGCCGGGGAGCGUUGGCGGGAGCACGUGGUGGUCAUCAUGGCCGGCGACGAGAGGCCCACGUUCCUGGCCACGCCGGCGUCGGGCCGGGGCGCCCCGGACGACGCCCGUGGCGUGGCCGUCGUCAGCGUGGGCUGCGGUGGCGGCGGUUCUGGCUCCGGCCCCGGCUCCGAGGACGGCGAGGAAGAGAGGUGCGUCGAGUGCGGCGCGAGAUCUUGGCCGGCUCGCGUGGCCGACGACGAGCCGAGUCGGAGCGAGCUGAGUGGUGGUAGUGGUAGUGGUAGUUCUGUAAUCAGUGAGAGAUGAGAGAUCCAUUUCCUGCUUCUUUUUUUCUACUGCUCCUUUUUUUUCCCUGUGUGUGUGACUGCGCCUACAUUUAUCUGUUUUGCUGUAUACUACUAGUAGAGUAUUUUUUUUUUUAACAACGGUUGGUCACAAAUGUGAAGAAAUGAGGCCAACUUUUUUAGAUGAUGAAA